UUCGUUUCUCCUCCUAUAUUUUCUUCAGUACUCUCUGCUCUGCUUGUACGUUCAAUCUAUAACUGUCAAUUUCUCGUUGUUUUGCCUUGGAAUUUUCAUCAAGCGCAUUCGUCUGAACUUGGAAAGGCCUUAUCUUUCUUAGGAAUUGGGUGUCAACACAUUAAUCUUGAAUUUGAAUUCUUUAGUUGCAAAUAAUGUUGCCUAGUAGUAGUGAGAUAAAUUUUGUUCCCUUGCAUCCUCAAUCUGAUUUCUGCUACUGAUUUCCAUAUUAGAUAACUGUGCAUGAAAUGUAUAUUUUCAGUAUUCUCGCGGUUAAAGAACGCAAUCUGGUCACUGAUGAAAGCGAAAGACAAGGAUAUAGUCAUAGCAAGAGGUGCCGGAGAAGAAUCUCCGGGUGUACGGAAAUAUGGGCUUGGCGGUUUUAGCGAUGGCAGGACUAAAAUUCUUCAUCCACCCAUUGAAACAUCUUGGGAGCUACCCACUGUGAAAGAGAAGAAAGCUUCCUCUUCCUCAUCAUUCAAGUCAGUGCUGACCUACCCGUUGAAGUUUCGGGAGUCCAUAAAGAAACUGAGGAGGAGUAAAAGCAUGCAAAUGAUUUUAGAAGGACCUCGUGAUUUCAAAGACGAGCAAAUUGUUGACUCUUUCCGUGAAAUGCUUUUCGUCGAGGGUCUCUUACCUCCAAAGCACAAUGAUUAUCAUACACUUUUACGGUUUUUGCGCAUGAGGGAUUACGAUAUCUUGAAAGCCAAAGAAAUGUUUCUGAGUUUUCUGCAGUGGCGGACAGAAUUUCGAGUAGAUAUGCUUCAUAAGGAAUUCAAUUUCACGGAGUACACAGAAGUAAAGAAAUCUUAUCCUCAUGGAUACCACGGAGUUGACAGGCAUGGAAGACCACUAUAUAUCGAAAGAAUUGGGAUGAUAGACCUUAAGAGACUGCUGGAAGUGACCACAAUUGAAAGAUAUAUCAAAUAUCACGUGGCAGAGCAAGAGAAAACGCUAGAUGUAAGAUAUCCUGCAUGUUCACUAGCAGCUAAAAGACAUAUAGCAUCCACCACAACCAUCUUAGAUGUAAACGGAGUGGGAAUGUCUAAUUUCUCCAAGCCUGCUAGAUAUCUCUUUACAGAAAUUCAGAAGAUUGAUAGCAAUUACUAUCCCGAGACAAUGAAUCGGCUGUAUAUUAUCAAUGCCGGAUCUGGAUUUAGGAUGCUGUGGAAAGCAGUGGCAGCCUUUCUAGAUGUACGCACCCUCGCAAAAAUUCAAGUAUUGGGUGCUAACUAUCUGCAUGUUCUGCUUGAGGCUGUCGAUCCAAGUAAUUUGCCAGAUUUUCUGGGUGGGCACUGCUCGUGUUCUGACUCUGGAGGUUGCCUGAUGAGUGAUAAAGGGCCGUGGAAUGAUACAGAAAUACUAGAAAUGAUUCAGGCCGUUUCCCUGAGAGGAGAGAUCAGCAACGGUAUUGCUUUAGAAGAAUCGUUGGUGCCCAACAAGGUUGACAAUGACUACGGAAAUGAAGAUGACCUUGCUGGGCAGACCAUAGGACAAGAGAUUGUUUAUGAAGAGGCAUUACGGAAAAUUAAUGGGCUGGAAGCUGCCCUGGGAGAUGUCACUUCUAAAAUGAAGACACUUGAAGCAGCAAUUGAAGACGCCAGGAUGGCCUUGAGAGAUCUUGAACAGCACAUAGAGAAGCCGACAAGGUGAGAGGGCGGGUAUGUGAACCUCUCAAAAUGAGUGAAGAGGAAAAAGAUUAAAAAAAAAGAAAAAAAGAGAAGAAGAAGAUCAAUUUACUCUUUUCCACCACAGCGGAAUACUCUGUACACGACUAAACCCUCCUUAUACCGAAUAAUUGUUACUUCCCGGAAAGGAAAUUUAUUCGUGAUGC
Messenger RNA from Neltuma alba, 1873 nucleotides. Its product is annotated as phosphatidylinositol/phosphatidylcholine transfer protein SFH11. The transcript has 11 exons. NCBI's taxonomy places the organism in Eukaryota, Viridiplantae, Streptophyta, Magnoliopsida, Fabales, Fabaceae. Bases 283 to 1692 code for a protein of 469 amino acids. The record is from RefSeq and is a predicted model, not a curated record.